AUGUCGACCCUCCUACUCCCCCGCGAAGACCUGCCAGGCACAACGACCCCGAGCACGAGCGGAAGCGGCGGCAUGACCCUCCCGCUCCUCCUCGCGAUCGCAAUAGGCGGCGGCGUCCUCCUCUUCAUCUGCCUCGCCUUCCUCCUCAUCGCCCUCGCGGGCCGGCGCCACCGCCGCGAACAAGCACGCCUGGCCGCCCAACAGUGCUCCCCACGCUCCGAGGAGGGCGGCGGGGGAGGAUGUGGCUCGGAAAGCGGCGCCGGGGGGUACUCCCCGCGCACGCCGAGCCCGCGGCCCCGACGCCUGACCAAGGCGAGGCCCAGGACGUACAUGGACGUGAUCGAGACGCGGGAGAAGCAGCCGCACCGGUCGCUCGCGUCGAUCAUGGGGCUGCCGCGGAGUAAGACGUUUAACGUGUUUGGAAGGUCUGGUUGGGAGGUCGGCGGUGGGCAGCAGAGGGGCGGGUAUUUGAGGAGGAAUAUGAGCUGGAUCGACGAGGACGCGAUUCACGGGCCGAGGGUGCUGAGGGAUGAGAGGAGGUUGAGUAUUCGGGAUAGUUUCAUCCUCAGGACGCCGACGUUGCCGGAUUUCUCGGAUUAUAAGGUGGAGGAGGCGUUUGCUGAUGGCGGCGGCAGUGGUGGUGGUGGUGGUAGGUUCGGGGGUGAGCAGCAGCAGCAGCAGUAUAUCCAGCAACCCCGGCCGGUGAGUCUACCGCCGUCACGUUCCGGUCUCCCCCCGCUCCCGAGAACGGCGUCGUAUGAACUGGCGGAGAAGCUGGCCGCCGCGGCAAGGGGCGGCGUUCCCCCGCCUAGUCCGCAGGGUCCGAGGCCCGUUCCGAUGCCGGUGCCGAUGCAGAGGCUGCGGCACAAGACCACGGAGUCGGACCUCGCCGAGAUCCUGAGGUCGACGGAGGAGAGGUUGCAGAACGGCACGCCGAGUAACAGUCGGCCGGCCACGCGGCAGAGGGCGAACUCUGCGUCUGCGGGGUCGAGUAUGAGGACGCCGAGGGGGUCGCCAACGAAGUCUCAUUCGCCCGUCAGAAUCGGCUCUCCGGUAAAGAUGGGCUCACCGACGAAGGGCGGGUCCCCGGUCAGACCGUCACGAUCGCCGACGAGGUCUCAGUCACCUGUGAAGUACGGCUCGCCGGUGAAGAACGCGGUGAUAACCCACGUCGGACAGGCGCUCGACCCCACCGCCCAGAACCGCACCCGCACGCCGAGCCCGUCCAAGAGGAUGAUCGUACCGGUCCUGGUGCAGACGCCUGUCCACCCCGGCCACCGCCGCAAUACCUCGCAGUCCUCGGCGGUCUCGGACGCGGACAGCCUGUUCGGGGAGACGACGCCCGAGAUCGAGCAUGUGCUGCCGACGGGGCUGUCGAGUCCGAGUCGGCGGUCCGAUAAUGAUUCCCCCGGAAACGGGGACAAGCCCGAGGAGAGAUGCACGUCGAUGAAAUCCAUCGGAAGCAACGCCUCCUCGUCGCUUUCGACUUUGUACAGCGUCAACGAGCCGGAAGACGACAGCAAGACCGGAGGAAAGGGAGGGGGCGGCAUCGUUCGGGGACGAAAACCAAAGGGCCUCAUCAUCGACACGCAAAUCUGCGAUCCUUUCGUCACACCACCGGUCGUGCCGCCGAGGAGUCCCAAGCGCCAGGCGUCAAGCCUGCCUCCCCCGCUCCGCCGCAUCUCGCCGCCGGAGGAUACGCCCGUGAUCGAGGCCCCCUUCCCCUCCAGAUCCGCCAGCAACUCGCCCGUCCCGCGUCCGCUGGACGUUAUCAAGCGGAGCAGCACGGCGGACCGGAGCCCGACGCGGCUGUCCAUCAUGACGCACACCCCCGACCUCGCCGCGACGCCGGAAUCCAUCCGCCCGAAAAGCGUGGCGUCGAUGAAACCCGUCUUCCUCGUCUCCAGCACCAGCGUCGUCAGCAUGAAAGCCAGCCCGGGGACGUCGCCCGAAGACAACAGCCACAACCGCCGCCGCCCCGAGAUGCCGAACAACAGAUCGACGUUCGGCCAGAAGCCCAUCUUCCCGCCCCCGCUCAACCUCCAGCCCGGACAUACCUCGCCGAACCGCGAGGCGAUGGCGAUGGGCAGCCCCGCGGGCGCCGUGUCGAUCACGAGGGGCGGCAACAUCUCCCCCGCGCUCCGCGCCGUUCGGAAUCCCCGCGAGAGCUCGCCCUCCGGUUCGCCGCCGCGCAGACCCGCCCCGAACCCAGAACUCCUCGGCGAGCUGCGGCGCGGAUCGCCGACUUUGGGACGGUAUAAGCGCCGUGGGAUGGCGAGCCCGAUCCGCGAGCGUGCGAUGUCGCGGCAGCCGGCGAAUCCGAGGGACAACCGGGCCGACCGGAUGGUCCCGGAUACCGAGUGUCCGUCGAUCGUGCUCAAGCCGACCGGCUCGCCGAGGCGGAACGACUCGUUCCGGCGGGACUUCGCGGUGAUGGGGCUGCAGUCGACGGUGGCGCAGCUGCGGAGGAUGAACAGCCAGAUGAGCACGCUGAGCGGGGCGUCGUCCGUCUCGGACCCGGAUAGUCCUACGCUGCCGAAUAUGCGAGGCGGCGGUUUCAGCCCGGACAGGAGUAACUCGCGAGUCAGCAAGAUCGGGCGGCAGAACUACCUCUCGCUGGGAAUGAGUCCGAAGGCGAAGAGGAACACCAUCAAGGGCGCCAGGAACUCGAUUGCUGUGAUCAAGGGGCGGCCUGGGACGGCGGGUAGACUGGAAGGACUCAAGGCGGCGGUGGAGGAGAAGGAGAACGAGGAGGACACGGGAAGUCAGAUGAUCAGAGGGCCGAGGCCGCUGAAUCCGACGCCGAGGAGUGCUGGGAGGGGAGGUCCGCGGGCGAGUACCGGGAUGAUGGAGAGUCCUACGCGGAGGACGAGUGAUAAGUUUGAACUGGGAAAGAUCGUUGACGGGGAGGAGAGAAAGAUGGAGAAGGCCAGGCAUCAGAGGGAGGCUCUUGGUAAGCUGGCUGGUCUGGAGACACACAAGGAGGUUUCGCCUAGGAAGGUGUCGGAAGGACUUGCGACGGGGACGAAUAGGAAUAGUUCGCCCCUGAGGAUUUGA
Molecule: messenger RNA, 3057 nt
Organism: Colletotrichum karsti
Lineage: Eukaryota; Fungi; Ascomycota; Sordariomycetes; Glomerellales; Glomerellaceae
Product: alpha-galactosidase
Exons: 1
Coding region: 1-3057 (1018 amino acids)
Source: RefSeq, a predicted model, not a curated record